GGAAAACAUUUGUCAAUUAAAAUCGUCAUCUGAUGCUGAAGCCGACCAAUGUCAGCGAGCUCCGGCAUACGCCGUCGAAAUGUCCCUUCAGCCGCUGACCCCGAGACAUUUCCCACAUCCAGUGCUCUGGAGACGCUCAAGCGAUUCGAUGUUUACAACAAGGUCCAUGAUGACUUUGUCCAGAAACGACAGAGUGGCGGAGCUGUCACCUUGGUCACUGCCGCCAUCUUGGCAAUGCUUCUCUACUGUGAAGUUUAUGAAUUCUUCUCUGUGGAGAUUUUGCACAGUAUCACAGUUGACACCUCAAUCGAUCGGAAGCUGCCGAUUUCUUUAGACAUGACCUUUCCUCACUUGCGGUGUUCCGAGGUGUCAGUGGACACAGUGGAUUCCGCCGGGGAUACUCAGGUGGAUGCUCAUGGUGGUCUUCAGAUGCACAACUUAGAUGCAGCGGGGAAAAUGUCCCAAGGUGACCCCGUUGCCGGGCCUGGAGACUGUUGGUCUUGUAUGGAAGCUGCAGAUGCGGAUCACAAGUGCUGCAAUAGCUGCCAGGAGUUGAAAAAUGCGUAUAACGACAAGGGCGUGCCAUAUUUCCACAUUCUGGACUCUGCGAUGCAGUGCAGAAGUUCUAUCGGGUGCAAGAUCAAGGGCAAGGUCACUGUAAACAAGGUCAGUGGAAACAUUCACGUGGCCUUGGGAAAAUCUGUUCAACGAGAUGGCAAAUUGGUUCAUGAGUUCAACAUCGAAGAUAUCGGUGAUGGCUUCAAUACCUCACACUACAUUGAUUCGAUUACUUUCGGAGAAUAUGUGGAAGGACUUCAGUCUCCACUGGUUGGAACCAGAAAAAUAGCUGGGGCAGGUUCAUGGAUGUAUCACUAUUACAUCAAGCUUGUUCCAACGGUAUACAUCAGCCGCUGGGGAACUACCACCUAUACCAACCAGUACUCAGUGACUGACAGCAGCUUGUUCUGAACGGAAUGCAGCUUGUUCUUUCGGGAUUCGGUGAAAUCGAAUGCCGAGUCACUCCUAGGUGCCAGAAAUGUCCAAGUCAAGGAGGGUGAAUUGUCUGGCUUGCCGGGCGUCUUCCUGGUCUACGACUUCAGCCCCUUUUUGAUGAAGCAAACUGAGUCGGUGAAGCCCUGGUCCUAUGUCUUCACAUCCAUUUGUGCCAUCAUUGGUGGCGCAUUUUCGGUGGCAACACUGGUGGAGAUGGCACUAAGCAGUGUUUUGGGUUGCCUGUAGUCGAUGGAUUUUAGCGCUGCAUUCAGCGAUUCCGAAUGCCAAAACAAUGGACAGCAAUGACUGGAUCCAAGUGCUAAUGUUGAUGAGACUAGAUUAGGAGCAAGAUGGAUCAAGAGCGAAGUGCUAUGGCAAA
Molecule: messenger RNA, 1372 nt
Organism: Durusdinium trenchii
Lineage: Eukaryota; Dinophyceae; Suessiales; Symbiodiniaceae
Source: the annotation of a GenBank genome assembly